AUGUUUAUCUACAUUAAAUAUGGAUAUGGAAGAAUUAUUUUGGCAGUUUUAUCUUUUAUGACAAUGAGAUCCUAUCCAUUUUUAACAGCAUUUUUAUAUGGCACAAGUGGUUUUCUAGAUGCUUUAGAUGGUCAUCUUGCCAGAACUUAUAAUCAAUCUUCAAGAUUUGGUGCUAUGUUGGAUCAAUUGACGGACAGAUGUACUUUUAUGGCUCUUUUAAUGUGUCUUUCUGUUUUUUAUCCAUCUUGGACAUUCUUUUUCCAGAUGGUAGCUAUUAUUGAUAUUGCUUCUCAUUGGCUUCACCUUCAUGCCACAGAUUUAACAGGAAAAACUUCUCAUAAAUCAUCUGAUAAUCCAAUUCUUAAUCUUUAUUAUACAUCAAAGCCAACACUUUUUUUUAUGUGCCUUGGAAAUGAAGCAUUCUUUGGUCUGUUAUAUCUUUUAAAUUUCUGGAGCGGUCCAACAUUUUUAUCUAUAUCAAUUUUAAAAAUUUUUGCCGUCCUCCUUUUUCCAAUAGCUGCAAUUAAAAGUGGAAUUUCAAUUGUACAUCUUAUUACGGCAUCACAAACAGUUGCGGAACAUGAUGCAAAAACUCACCGAUAA
Molecule: messenger RNA, 603 nt
Organism: Strongyloides ratti
Lineage: Eukaryota; Metazoa; Nematoda; Chromadorea; Rhabditida; Strongyloididae
Product: CDP-diacylglycerol--inositol 3-phosphatidyltransferase
Exons: 4
Coding region: 1-603 (200 amino acids)
Biological process (GO): phosphatidylinositol biosynthetic process
Cellular component (GO): Golgi apparatus; membrane
Molecular function (GO): CDP-diacylglycerol-inositol 3-phosphatidyltransferase activity
Source: RefSeq, a predicted model, not a curated record